UUUAGUUUACCCAAUAAUUUAGGAUUUAUUUACAGAAUUCAACAAUUGUAUGUGCACUUUAGGUUGGAUUGAAAUACCAAGUAAUUAACCAGUCAGAAAUUAAUAAAGCUGAUAAUGCACGAAAUCUAAUUUACUAACAGAAAACAGUUACGGCUCUUCUCUCUCUUCUUUCUCUCUCUCUCUCCGAUUAUUCCAAUUGCCGCGCGCGUCAACUUUUCUCAUUCCCUCUUUCUUUCAUUUCAAAUUGCACCCUCUGAAAUUAAAACCCAAUAACCGCAUCUCACACCCAAAACACGCACCGCCAUAGCCAAAAAAAAUGGGGAGAAAGAAGAAGCAACAGCAGAAACUACCAGAACAAAACAAUCUGUUCAGAACCUUCGCAGACUUGAAGAACAAAACGAAUUGGGAUCAAUUUUUCAAAAUUAGAUGCACCGCCGAUUAUUUCGAGUGGUAUGCCGACUGGCCCCAACUCCAGAGUCUACUCACUCACCACCUCUCAUCUCUGCCAGUGUUACUGCCGGAAUCCGCCGUGGACGCGCCGCCGUCCGUACAACCGGCGGAUCUGAAUAUUUUGGUGCCGGGGUGUGGGAACUCGAAGCUUUCGGAGCAUCUGUACGAUGCUGGAUUCAAGCAGAUUACGAAUGUGGAUUUCUCAAAGGUGGUGAUUACUGAAAUGUCGAGGAGGAACACGGUAGAACGGCCGGAGAUGAAGUGGCAGGUUAUGGAUAUCACUGUUAUGCCGUUUGGAGAUAAGACCUUCGACGCGAUUAUCGACAAAGGAGGAUUGGAUGCAUUAAUGGUGCCUGAGCUUGGCUGUACACCAGGGAAUCAGUAUAUUUCUAAGGUAAAAAGGAUUUUAACACAUCGCAGAAAAUAUAUUUGUCUCACGUUAGGAGAAUCCCAUGUCCCAGGUAUUGUUCCUCGUACCAUAUUGGUGAAAAGCUUUGGCAUGAUGCUGCAAAACUCACUUCUCCCUCGUUUUCUUUUAUUCUAUUUCGGUGAAUGUAAAGAUAUAUUUUCCUCAGAUCUACUUUUCUCCAUGUUCCGGUUUGGAUGGAAAAUGAGUCUGUAUACCAUUUCUAAUGAACCAUCCUCUGAAAACCGAAACCUGCGGACGACCUUUAUGGUGGUUGUUGAGAAAGAUAAUGGUGUUUCUGUUCCAAUGAUAUCAUCAUUUAUGGAUAAAUACUCUGUUGAAUCUCACGGUACUCAGGCUCAUGGAUUCUACAAAGCAUUUGAAAGAGAACAAAAAUUUCGAUCAGAAUUAUACACAUUGAAAGACCUGAAUCUUGGAAACCUUACAGACUUCGAACCAGGUCGUACGGUGAAGCUUAUUUUAGGUGACAAAGGACCCCGUUUUUAUAAGGGUAUACUUGUUGAUGCUGAGGAACAAUCUGCAACUAUCCCACAACAAUUUGCUGUGUUCGUCGUUCCAAGUACACGAGUUGAUGACUGGUUCUUUUCAUCAGAAGAAGGACUAAUGCGCUUUGCCGCAUAUUUGAAGGCUGCUAGGUCACUGAUUAUUUUACUAGAUUCAAGCAAUUUUUAUGCUUCUAUGGAGCUUAUCGAGAUGGAUCUCACUCAUUUAGUCAGGCAAUUGGUUCUAGGAUGUUGUGGUUUUGAAUUUCAAAUUACGUUUAUGACUGCAAAUGAAGUGCUUAAGGAUCAAGUUAUUGUACACCAGGUUACAUCUGGUUUGACGGGUACAAUUGUUGUAGACGAAGUAGUCUACCUUAAGGACCAGGGUCGGAAUGAUGAUGAUGAUCUUAAUUGUAAAAUAGAAGAUGUUGUUUUCCGCCGCCUUACUUUCGAAAGAACCCAUGGAGUGGUGCAAUCAAAAGCUCUUUUAUCGAGUGAAGCAAAGGAAAACAAAAUGCAAUCGGAAGCCCUUUUAUCGAGUGAAGUAGAGGAAAAGAAAGUGCAGACUCCUUCAAAAACCAAGAAGAAAGGACAGAAGAGGAAACCUGGAAGUAGUAGUGGCAGAGCAUCAAGUGAUGAAGGGAAAGUUGAUCACAACUAUUUGGCACAUACGUACCACAAUAUAAUUAUUUCUGGAUUGAUGCUGAUUUCUCCUCGUCUGAAAGGAUCUAGCUCCACUGGGGCUAUGGUGGAAACAGUGGUUAUCGGUCUUGGAGCAGGAUUGCUUCCUAUGUUUAUGAAGAAUUGGCUACCUACUCUAAAUAUUGAGGUUGUUGAGGUAGAUCCUGUGGUUUUGGAUGUUGCUCAAAAAUAUUUCGGUUUUACAGAAGAUGGACGAUUAAGGGUACGUAUUGCUGAUGGACUUCAAUUUGUGAGGGAGAAAGCAGAUUCUGAGGCAGAAGGAGAAUCCUCUUGCAGCAAACUUGACAUACUUAUAGUUGAUGUGGACUCACCAGAAUUAAGUUCUGGCUUGACCUGUCCUUCAGCAGAUUUUGUUGAGGAAUCUUUUCUUCAGAACGCAAAAAACUCGCUUUCCGAGGAAGGUCUAUUCGUCAUUAAUGUGGUAUUUCACUCCCCAACCGUGAAAGUUGCAAUACAUUCGAGUUUAAAGAAGGUAUUUGGGAAAAGCCUCCUCUUCCUCCAGCUGCUUGAACAUGAUUCCCAUGAAGUAAUUUUUGCCCUGAAGAACGAGUCUCCGAUCACGGAGGAAGAUAUUUCUACAGCUUGUGAUAAUCUCGAAAAAUCAUUAGAAGUGGUCAACCACAAGUGGACCCAAAGAGUCGUAAAGGCAUCAAAAUUGAUUCGCCCAUUAAGAUGAAUAACAGAGCAAGUAUUGUUGAUGGAAAAAUUUGAGUGCGAAGUUUCUUUGUGUGUUUGAACAUUGAACUAUGUGUCGAGAAGCUAAUUGUGUACAUAUGAAUUUUGAAAGAUUUUUGCAUCCUUAAUUAGGUGGCAGGGAUGAAAGAUCGGAGGCUAAGACCGGGUGGAUAACGAGAUCGGAAAAUGUACAUAAAAAUUGAUUGAUUUUCUUGUUACCUGCUUAUGAGGUUGUAGCUUCUGA
Messenger RNA from Erythranthe guttata (spotted monkey flower), 2980 nucleotides. Lineage: Eukaryota; Viridiplantae; Streptophyta; Magnoliopsida; Lamiales; Phrymaceae. The record is from RefSeq and is a predicted model, not a curated record.